UUUCAUGAGAAGCAUACAAACUCCUUUAAAUUUCACAUUGUGUUUUUAUCUAAUAAUUGAUCAUCUUACUCUCUUUGCAUGGAAAGUCAGCAUUCCAAGCAGCAGUAGUAGUAUUUCUGUGAAUCAACAUAAGCACGCGAGAUAUUAGCAUAUUCUAUCCAGUUACAUGAGACUUUAAACAUGUUCAUAUGCGAAUUAUGUUGACGGCCAUGAUGUUCAUACAGUUGGUACAUCAGAAUCAGAUAAUUGUUUGUUUCUUGGCUUAGGAUCGGAGGAAACAAAAAAUCAUCCUUGCAACUUAUUCUGAAGCCAAGCGUCACGCCGUGUUUGAGGUUAGCUCGGAGCGGGUUUGGUUACAUCACGUUCCCUCACAUAUAUCAAAUUUGCAGGUCAUCUCAUGAUAAAUGUGUUUAUUGACAACAACAGUGCUAUCUAGAUUGUCGCUAAUCUGACCUAUAAUAAUGUUCGCACGAAGAACAUCAGAAUGCACAUCCAUGAUACAUUCAAGACCUCGCUGAUCAAAUGACUAAUUAUAAUAGUAUGAAAACAUUUUUUUUUACCAAAUGCAAAUAAGAAAAACCACCUUCACGUGGUAAUAAAUGUUGCAAACUAAAUUUCUCAAACAAUCAAACAAACUCUUAAAAGAGAACCAACAUGCUUGAAUAUGUUGGACAAUGGAAACAAAAUAUAGAAAAAGAAAGUGAAUGACUGUUACUUGUUUGCAGAUGAACAUUGAUUGGUGCUGGCACCCAGGAAAGGCGGGGGGAUAUAGGUAAAAAAAAAAAAUGAGAGGGGUCGAAAGUCGAAACUGGAACUCUGAGUGACGAGAGAGCACUGCACUGGCAGCAGAAAAGGGAGAUCGACGAUGAAAGGUUUCGAAACUUGUAACCCUUUCUGUUUCUCUCUUCUUCUCCUCCUUUCUCGUUCUUGUAUGCACUGAUAAUUAAGGGCGGGUGCCCUCUGCACGUAGGGUUUACAGACUUACAAACAUAGAGUGGUCCAUAUAUGUGUAUAUAAUAAGAACACAGUGAUCAUCACAAGUUUCCAUUUUGCUGUGAUGCAUUGGUAGGACCAAAGUCCUACAGAUUUCUGUACACUUGUUGCCCUUUUGUGUAAUUGGUGUGGGGUUUUUCUGCAGAGAAUCAGGAAAGGGGGGAAAAAAGCUCAGAGAGGAGGGUUGCUUGCUUCAUGAUGAAGACCACUAUUAUCAUUCAUAUCAUCUCCCUAUUGGUCUUUGGUUUUUGGAACUGCAGUGGCAGUGCAGAGUGCAGAUCAUAGCUAGGCUUGUUUUUAAUGCAAUGCAGCUUUAUCUUCUUCUCACAUGUACGUUUCUGGGGGAUCAUUCAAUUCUUUUCUUUUUCUUCGGGAGGCCAUUGUUUCUUCUUCUUGGGAUCUAGCUAGGAAUUAUGGCAAAUAACAAGUUGUGUUUUUUUUUUUGUUUGACAAAAUAUAACAAGUUGUGUUGGUGGAUGCAUUAUUCCCCAUGUAAAUGACAUGGGUGAGAGAGUUGCAAUUCGUGUUCUAAUUAUUAAUUGCAUGCAUAUUUGUUAAGGUAUCGAUCCGCUGCAUAAUUAUAUGCUUUGAGUAGAGGUCAUGGUGAAUCGAAAUUAUUACUAGUGUGGGGUUUGGUGGAUACGUAUUAAUACUUUUGUAUGAGAUACAAAUGUCACCAUGUAUUGCUUUUAACCUGAUUACGGCUUGACAACUUUACGUAUAGGCAAAACGAUUUGUCGUCUUCAUUAAGUCAAAAUAACAUGAAUGUGUACAAGUAAACUAUAUUAGAGAGAACUGAAACAUAAUGGGUCGAAGAUAGGGCAAAAUGGAGUAGAAGUAACACUCACACCUCACCUCAUGCUACUCCCAACUGCAUCUGAAAGUUUAAAUCGAUCUCUAUGACAAUUUUUUGAUUUCUCGCUAGAAAAGUCAUAACUGACGACUUAAGUGUUUUUUUUUUAUAUUACAAGAAGGCCGAUCAAUUGACCGCGUUGCUGCCGUUGCAUGAUAAUAUAAAAAUUUCCAUAUACAUAACCCCAAACUACAUGUCAGUUUUGUUGUGGCUUACUGUUAUUGUGCUUGUUAACGUACGCACUUGCCUAACUUUCUUAACCCUAUCAAAAACCCAAAGAAGCUAGAGAGUUAAUUAGUAUAUAUAAUGUUGCAGAAUGUGAAAGCGUGAAACUUUCAUGCAAAAAUGCUACAGUAACUCUGAUCUAAUCUUUAUAUCAUCAGCUGUCCCUUUUUUUUAAUUGCGGGUCUGUAUGUAUAUAUUCCAACUUGUGUGGGGGAUAUUCAUAUAAUGCAAGCAGCAAUUUGGCAUAAUUGUGCUCAAUAAUACAACCACGAAGAGGACGGCCCACUCUGGAAAUAUCUUUUCCGUUUUGUCCAAAUGGGUCCUAUGAAAUUUAUUUCUUGCGAAAAUUCCAAUCCCAUGACAAGGCUUUUUCUUUAUUUUCUUCUUCUCGAUUUCAUUUAAUUCGAUUUAUUCAGUAUUAAUAUCAAAGUGCAUUAAUUAAAUAAUAAUAUGUCAUUUAUUUAGUUAUUAACCCCCCAUCAAAAUCACCCAACAUGUACCCUGGGAGAAUUUUUAUCUUAUGUUCAUCAUUUUACUUGUUGGGGUUUUUUUUCUUUUUUUUUUUUGAUGGACUGUCAAGGUCUUGUUGGUUAAUGAAUUUUGUGUGUAUUUUCAAUUUUGUCCAAAUGGUUUCGAUCAAUCAGUUACUCUAUUUGUGGGGAGGUCUGGUUUCUUCUUAUUAAAAUUUAUUUUGUGGUGGUGAUUGGUGAGUAGUAUCUUAAUUAGUUUUAAUUAUUUACAAAGAGGGUUACAUCAAAUGUCGUUGCUGUUGUUGUUUUUGUUGAGAAUCAUGCGAACAAAAGAGAAUUGGCAGUCGUCAAGAGACAAAAACAAAAGGAGAGCAGCGUAUAUAGGUCAUUGCAAUUUGCAAAUGCAGCAAUUCUUUUAGACUAUAAGGAAAUAAUGGUUGCUGUUUCUGUUGGCGAAAGUGAAAGUGAAAGAAUAGAUUGAUAUAUGAAUAUGAUGGAGGGCAUUAAAAUAAAAAAUAAUAAUUGUACUAGUUGUACCCUUAUCGGCCGGUUUCAUGUGAUCAUUACUCAUAUAAACAUUGCCUUCCCGUUUGGCAAAAGAUGGGUUUAUGUAUUAAUUAUUCAAUGUCAGAACAUGCAUAUAUAUAUAUACAUUAUAUAUUUAUAUUUGGACUAUGGAAAUUGGCAGCGAAUUAAUUAAGCUGUUAGAUAAGAUCAGUAUAUAAGUUGGUAUUAAUACCAUGAUUUAAAACAGGGUUAACGAAAUUUUCAUAUUAUUGGUAAUAAUAUAUGUACCAGUAAAUGAAUUAAUGGACCAUAAUUUUGACGUUUUGUGCACCACUACGUACAUGCAAGGAUGCAACAACUUCAGCCACAAAAAUAACUUGGCGUUUGUACAAAACAAUAAAAUUAACUUGGCGUGAUGGGACACUCGAAAAAGAACAAAAGGAAGAAGGAAAAAAAAUGUUUUUCUUUGGGGAUUUUUCAUGGCUCCGUACGUUAUUGGUUAGUUUUCCUUUAGGACCCAAAAGAUGGGAAUCAUAUUGGUAUGGUUUUUGUUUUCGAGCUAUAUUGAGGAAGAGGACCCUUUUUAACUUCUUUAAACUAUUAAUCUACAGUUGUAGUUAGGGCAUAUUAUUCACCCCAAAUAUACGCGGGAAGGGUUAGUGGUUAAGUCUUAAUAAUAGGUCUAUAAUAAAGAUGCUGCUAAUUCACUUCUUUUCAGUUUAUGGAUAUUGUUAUUAUUAUUACUGAGGGAAUUUUUGUUAAAUUGGCUUAAGCCAGCUUUUCUUAAUUUUUUUAGCAAAUUAAAAAAACUUGGAAACAAUUGAGAUUUCCCUUUGUCAUGCUCAAUAAAGACGAGGCGAAGACUACCGAAGAAGACAGAAUAAUUUUAUAUGUAUAAACUUAAUUAAUUAACCAAUCAACCUUUUUUUUUUAUGAAGACCAAUCAACCAUUAUUGAGGCCGAGCCUUCACUCUUACUGUGUGAAAAUUAAUAAGUAGAUAUCAAAUGGAUAAAUUAAUUACUAGUUAACUAUAUUAUGAUUAUUAUCAUUGAUUGAUUGGUGAUCCCCUCUUUGUUUUGAUUAAACUAUAUUUGAAACGUUCCUCCAAAUCAAAUACCUCCAUUAUGAUUAUGAUUCAAGAUUCAACCAACGGGGUAAACGUACGGGACCAUCCGCUUAUCUCUGCGUCAAAGCCCAAUUUAAGCAGAUAGAUAGAUAGAUAGAAAUACAUAUGGAGCUAGCUGACAUUUGGUUGAAGACAAGAAAGUGGGUUGUUAAUUUAUUGAUCAAUAACAAAUUAAUUAAUUACCCGUAUAUGAUUGAAUUUUAACUGACAUAACAUAUGGGUAUGGUUGUAUAAUGAUCUAUCUUAUCUAUAAUACGUUGAAUUAUGAGUCUCACAUAAAAAUGGGAUAGCGGGGAGUUUGACGGUAGUUUUGUAUUAAUCCCAUAGGAUAUAUGAAGUUUGAUGUAGGUUUCAUGAUUAGUUGUUGAUUUCUUUGAACGACCUGAAAUUAUUAAGAACUAUCUUUUUGGGCUCGAUGGGAAUGCUUCUGAGCGAGACUAUAAAUGUAUCAAUGUAUGAAAGAAAACGCGCGUCAUGUAAUAGCACGGCCAUGGGGUACCAUCUUAAAUUAAGGAUCGUAGUGUUGCAUAUAUAGAAUUAUGAACGUCAAAGUAGAGGAUGUGUAACCCCAAUGCUAAAUUCGUUGAGGGUCCAGGUCUAAAGCGAACAAUAUCUAUAGUGAAAAAGUUCGAGAUGUUACAGAAUGACUAUAUAAGAGUGAGUCAUGGUAAACUCUAAUAGGUUAUUCUUAUCGAACAAAGCCAAAUACAGUCGCGGUAAACAAUGUCGGAUCAUAUAUUGUGCGACUUGGUUAUCAACAUAUUUCCUCGUGACAUUGGUAAUAAGAGAGAGGGAGCUAGUAUAGUACUGGUUUAGCACCGGCUUUAAAUUAAACAGGAAAGUAGUAGUAGUAGUUCAUGAAUACAAAAAGUUGCGGGGCUGGCUAACACUUUUCUACACACGACACAUGAUCUAUGGAAUACAAAAGUGACGACACCACCAAAACGAAAUAAAAUCAUCGCCGUCCAAAAAGAAGUAAUAAAUCCUAAUGUGAUCCAUGCAUGCCAUGGAUUUUCUCUCUUUUUAUUUUACUAGAUAAUUGGCCCGCGCGUUGCGGCGGGAUUCUAUAUAAUAUUUUUUUUCUUGAUUUCUUGGAUCAUUUGUGAUAUAUAAUUUUUUAAAUGAACCUUUACAUUUGUGAUUUGCCACAUAAAUAAUUCAAACACUAAAUCAGUUAGGAGAAAGAUUAUGAGAUUAAUUGGUUGGAUGUAUUAUAGAGGCGAAAUUUGGAAAAUAAAAUGUUGAAUUAUUCAAUUAAUCGCAUAAUUUUUUGUUAAUAACUUUAAUAUGUUUGAGUAUUGCAAUCUCGAAUACUUAGAGAUAGGAAGUAUACCAAAACUCGCUCUAUAAAAGUAGGUUCCCAACUUCGAAGUGUCUUUUAAACCUUUCUUACAUAUUUUUAAGCCUGAAUACAUUAAACCAAAUGAUAUCUUUGUAAAAUAUUAAUACAUCAUCUUACAAAUACAUUGAACCAAAGCCAACAAAGUUGAUUUUGUAAAUCAAUCUAUUUUUUUAAAACCUAAAUGGCAGGAUUUGGGAGAUAAUUAUUGUUAUAAUUUAGUUAUUGAGGAAAUUAACAUGAUAGAACAUAUUAAAAGCAUGGCUCUUUAAAUUGACUUAAUUUUUUAUUAUAGAAUUAUAUGUAGUUUUCUUUAUCAGAAGUCACUUGUACAUCAUCACUCGGCUGGAUCUGAUCAACUAAAAUUGACUCCACCUAUCUUAUAAUGAAAACUGACCGACUUAGUAUCAAGUUAUGUGAUUAGUAAAUAUGCACUAUUGAAAUUGACAUAUUGUCAUUUUAAAUAACUUCUUAAAUUAAUCUAAAAGUAUAAAAUAACUUUCAUUUUUUUACAAUUUUCAUGUUAGCUAUAAAUAUAUUAUAGAAAUGUAAUGAUUUGAUACUUUGUCUAACUUGAUAUUAGCAUCCGUUGUGUGAUAAUAAAAAAUUAUGUAUUACUUAAGAUUUGGAUCGAACCAUUCUAUCAUUAUGUGUUUAAAAAUAAACCUCUGAAUAUUGUUAUUUUCUUAAUCCACAAAUCUUCUUUCUAAUCUCAUAGGCUCCCUUCCCUUUCACUACACCAAGACCCAUGACCUCUUACACGUGGAGGAGAUGAAUGACAGGUGGCAACAAAUGUCAAUCAGCCGAGCUCGAUACAUUCCUUCUCCUCUAUCUUUGUGACUGUUCUCCUUGCUUUGAUUUCUUUUAUCUGACAUCAAUAAUCCUAAACGAACUACAGAGAAUCGACCAGUUGCAUGCAAUUGGGAUCCAAAUCCCCUUUUCUCAAUGAGUGAGCAAAAGUGCUGGUUCCUUGCUUUUGAUCCCUCUCUUAUUCAUCUUCAUGUCGAAAUUAUCGGCUAAUUGUGGUUGCUUCUUCCAAUUACCCUCCGAUCCUGAUUGUGACCCUCUUAUUUUGAUUACCCAAUACCAUCGGUAACAAAAGAGAGAGCCCCAAGUUUGUUACUUCAGCACGACGGUUCUGGAUUUUGGGAUUGGGAAGCUUGUGAAUCCGCUGGGGAAUUAUUAUCCAUAAACAGUAGUCAAUUAAUUGAACAUGCAAUACGGAGGCGUACAGACGACGAUAGUGUGUCACGAAGGAAUUCUCCAGGAUGAGGUCGAGGAAUCGAUGACGCCGAAGCAGUCUUUGACUUCCCCUUCUCUCCCCUUCCUCUUCUAUAGGAUCUCCGACAAUGCAAGGAUCAACGCCAAGACGACUGUUAUACUAUCAUCGACGAUACUAUCAUCGACGAUUUUCCUAGCCGGCGGCCGGCCCCCUGCAUCCAUCUUCCGAACACAUUGGAGCUAGUCUGAAAUAGGGAAAAACACGAUCCAUCACAAACCCCACUUUCGCCAGGACGAAGAUCGGAGAAAAGCCGAGAGAGAGAGAUCGGGAGAGGGAAUAAGGCGAUCCAUCAUUGACCCCAGCUUCGCCUGGAGGUAAAGAAGGGAAGAAUCGAUGGCGGCCACUUGCCUCGCCGCCAAUCGGUCGACGGGGGGAAUCAUCGGAGUAGGUAAGAGUCGUAAAAAAAAACAUGAGUUUGGAAAAAAGAUUGCCUGGAUCGACAGUCAAUAUUGAGUCCGCAGGAGGCUUAUGGUGUACCUACCCGUAGCCCACUGGACCCCUUAAGUAAACUGGCCAAUUAAUUAUACUAAUUUUUUGGCGAGAACAUAUAAAAUUCUUUGUUUACAAGAUAUAUAGCUAGCCGUGGGGCAUGAAUAGUAAUUAUUAUUAUUAUUAUUAUUAUUAUUAUUAUUAUUAUUAUUAUUAUUAUUAUAUAAGGGUCAAAUUUCUGCUAGCCAAGUUACGUGUGACUGAAUCUUUGUUGACUUGAUGUGAACGGAAACCGUAUACUAGCUAGAUUGACAUUAGGGUUUCUGCAUGCUAUAUAUUUUUCAUUAAAAAGUUGAGAAAUAAAAGUUCCCUCUUGAUAACUUCAAAUAAUAUGGGCCAUCAUUAAAGUGGAAGGAAAUGACGGGCAUCCAAUUCUUCUAUCCACAACCUUUUGACUUCAAGCUGCCAAUGAAGACCCUCCCAAAGUCCUAAUUAAUCAAUCAAUUAGGGCAAGAAUUAUCUUUGAUCAUACUCAUUACCUAAUAAUCCAUGCAUUCAUUCUCACAUCAGAAGACUAAUAAGAGACAUCUUUCUAACAAGUAGUGGGCUUUGUUUUCAAUAUUCUAUGACUAAUAUGUUGAUCGACCACUUAAUUUUUUUGGACUUUGUACUAUCGUAUCAUUCCUUUCCAACUACAUAUAAUUUUUGCUGAAAACUGCAUUAUAUUUAUAUGAAGAUUUCAAACAAGAAGUGCAGUGAAGUGAAUGUCUUAGGUAGAGAUUAUUAGGCCAUGUUUGGUCUCAAGUCUGAACAUAGGUUACUGGACAGUGGACAGCGGUCCAACGAAAAGCCCAGCUUCUAACUCUAAACGGGCCUGCCUUAUAUGUUCGUUUGGGCCCUAGCCCUAUCGGCAGACAACAUAACGCACUCACUAGUCUCACUAAACUACACUAGAGUGACUAGACUACAUAGCAGUAGAUAACUCAAUUCAUAACCACAGAACACAAAUACCCACCAUGUUCUUGAUAAGGACAUUCAUAAGUCAUAACCACACCGCAAAGUUGCUUAGUUGAGUCCGACUAAGAGGACUGACACCGUCACCGCAAGCUCUGUCGGUUAGCCGAAAAUCGCAACCUUUUGUAUCCGUUCAGUGAGGUGGCUAGCCGAUAAUUGGUAUUAAUAGAUUUAGGGAGAGUCCUGACAGGCGACAAUGGCGGGAGCAGCUUCAGAGAGAGACUAGGCAAGCGGCAGCAGCAUAGCUUCAUGGAAAGUCCUGGCAGGCCGAAGAGGACGAGACAACGACGAGAUGAGAAGACGAUGACGGCUGACGAUGACGAAAAGUGCAGAACGAUUUGAUGAUCGGGCGAGGUCGAGAUUUGAGAAGAUGAGAAGGAUUCGCAGUCGAUAGGUAACGACAAGACAUCUCGAAGACUGACGAGAAGGCUGGAUGAAAAGAGGACGACUAGCCGAUGACGAGGUGGAGAAGAUGAGGCCAAGAUGGUUGGCUGAUGACGGGCAAUGCGACGAUUUAGGAUUCCUCGUUUUAACUUCAAUUCAACAAAUUCAGUUAAAAAUUAGCCGAAUAACCACGCUUAUCGGUUCGAUUUUGCGAUAUGUUUGACAGUCUUAGAUGUGAUUGGAAACUCGCAAGAGAUCAAUCCAAUAACGUCAACCUAAGCUA
This is a messenger RNA of Linum trigynum, 8906 nucleotides long. NCBI's taxonomy places the organism in Eukaryota, Viridiplantae, Streptophyta, Magnoliopsida, Malpighiales, Linaceae. The record is from the annotation of a GenBank genome assembly.